UCGAAACUCGAACCGCCAUUUUGAAUGCGAGUUGUGAAACACGAAGUGUGGAUGUUUAUGGAGUGAUUUACAUUGUCGAACGUAAUUGCAUGUAACUUUCGUGACAGCGGAUGCAGGCAUUGGCAGAUACUUGAUAAAGCUGUUAACAAUUACUUGGUGGCACGUAAUUGCGUGCCACCUUCCUACUUUGGAGGUCGUUCGGACUUCGUGAUUUUAAGUCUUUAUUGCAGGUGACGUAUCUUAGAUAAUCGGUAGACGAAACUUUGGAAACAUGUCAGCUCGAGGAAAAAAAAAUAAGGGCAAGAUCGUGGAAAGGAGGAAACGUCACGUUGUGGGCAAAGAGGGAAGGUUUCUUCAGGAAAGGGACAAGUCGGAUAAAGAGGAUGAAUCGGAACCUGAGCAGGAACGACUGGUUGCAUUUCCAGUGGCUAUGUGGGAUUUGGAGCAUUGCGAUCCAAAGAAAUGCUCCGGUCGGAAACUUGCUCGCCAUGGACUUAUAAAAACAUUAAGGUUAGGAGUCAGAUUUCCAGGAUUAGUAUUAACUCCAAUGGGUACAAAGUGUGUAAACCCAUCGGAUCAGGAUAUCAUACGAGACCAUGGUUGUGCCGUCGUCGAUUGUAGUUGGGCCAGGCUCGACGACACUCCAUUUGGAAAAAUGCGAACACCUAACCCUCGCCUUUUACCUUUCCUGGUCGCAGCCAAUCCCGUUAAUUAUGGAAAACCUUGCGAAUUGAGUUGCGUCGAGGCAAUAGCAGCUACUCUUUUAAUAACUGGCUUCACAGAAGAAGCCAAUCUUUAUUUAGGAAAGUUUUCUUGGGGUGGUGCAUUUAUAAAAUUAAAUGCCGAACUCCUGGAAGGUUACGUUGCAUGCACGAAUGCUGAAGAAGUCAUCGCGGUUCAGGAGAAAUUCCUUGCCAACGCGAGGCAAGAAAGGAUAGACAGGCAUUCAAUACCAGACUUUCCAUCAUCUGAGAGCGAAUCCGAAGACAAGUCGGAGGAAAGGACCCCAUCGGUUCCCGUCGUAAAUACACCUGUAACCGAACAACCGGACAGCAAUAAUCAAGAUUAAAACAAAAUCAUUGGUUACUGUAAAUUUCAAGCACAUUUGUACAUAAUACAAGAUAAUUUUCCUAA
Messenger RNA from Orussus abietinus, 1134 nucleotides. RefSeq names its product ribosome biogenesis protein TSR3 homolog. Bases 272 to 1069 code for a protein of 265 amino acids. The transcript has 4 exons. NCBI's taxonomy places the organism in Eukaryota, Metazoa, Arthropoda, Insecta, Hymenoptera, Orussidae. Gene Ontology annotation, molecular function: rRNA small subunit aminocarboxypropyltransferase activity. The record is from RefSeq and is a predicted model, not a curated record. Gene Ontology annotation, biological process: maturation of SSU-rRNA.